GUCUCCACAUCUCCAGACAGUCCGACCAAGACACCGAAGCCGACUUUACGCUUAGGGGAGGGCUGCCCCACCGGCGCGUGCUUGUCUGCUCAAGGCUUUAAGUUACUCUGACAGCCUCGUGUUAAUUGGUGACGUGCUUUAAGGAAUUCUGGAAGAGAUAAAGGCAAACUUGCCGUCGUCCUUCCAUCCGGACGUUGCGCAGUUUUUCAUUUAGCAGAGAGAAAUUGACCAACUUACCGCGCAUCUGCCCCUCGUUAAAUACUUAAAAAGGGGGACGCAGCAUUGUAGAUUCYCUUCUCUCAGACGCAGAUAGUUAAAGUAAAUAAGUGAAGUUGAGUAACAGCGAUCGGGUAUCUGAGUAAAUGCGCGUUUCGAUCACGUUUAGAGAAAGUCUGAAGUGUCUGGAUCAGGCUGAAAGCAUGGUCCAAUAAUUUGGAAGACGGAGGGAGAAAGCGGGAGAGACAGAAAGUAAGAAACAGAACAGGACAGGAAAAAAACCYAACAACUUUCGGGACACUUCGAAGUGUGUUUGCCUCACACAUCCAGGUGUCCCGCCGAGCGGUGCGCGGUCUCCAGCUCGGGCCGGGAGCGCUGACAUGCUGCCCAAAGUCGAGACUGAAUCUUUGGGACUCACUCGAUCGUAUGGGGAACAGGGGCACAUGCCAAGGAACUUGCAAGCCCCCCAGUUAAAAAUGAUGGACUACUCCUAUGACGAAGACCUGGACGAGAUGUGUCCCGUGUGCGGGGACAAGGUUUCCGGGUAUCACUAUGGACUCCUGACCUGCGAAAGCUGCAAGGGCUUCUUCAAGCGCACCGUCCAGAACAACAAGCGCUACACGUGUAUAGAGAACCAGAGCUGCCAGAUUGACAAGACCCAGAGAAAGCGCUGUCCGUACUGCCGCUUCCAAAAGUGCCUCACCGUCGGCAUGAAGCUAGAAGCUGUGCGAGCGGACCGCAUGCGUGGCGGUCGUAACAAGUUUGGCCCAAUGUACAAACGUGACCGUGCCCUGAAGCAGCAAAAGAAGGCUCUGAUCCGAGCAAACGGCCUUAAGAUUGAGGCCAUGAGCCAGGUGAUGCAAGCUGUACCCACUGACCUCACUAUCUCCUCAGCCAUUCAGAACAUCCACUCGGCAGCRUCCAAAGGCCUUCCACUGAGCCACCACGCCGGUCACCACACCAGUCACCACCACCACCACCAUCAUCACCAUCACGCCACAGCAUUGCCUCCUACAGACUACGAUCGUAGCCCUUUUGUUACUUCUCCUGUCAGUAUGGCGAUGCCGCCACACGCGGGCAGCCUGCAGGGCUACCAGGCGGCCUACGGACACUUCCAGGGCACACGCACCAUCAAGUCUGAGUAUCCAGACCCAUAUACCAGCUCUCCAGAGUCCAUCAUGGGCUAYGCUUACGUCGAUGCCUACCAGACAGGCUCUCCAACCAGCUUYCCCCAUCUGAUAGUAGAGCUACUAAAAUGUGAACCCGAUGAACCACAGGUUCAGGCAAAGAUCCUGGCCUAUCUACAGCAGGAGCAGGCCAGCCGAGGCAAGCACGAGAAGCUCAACACAUUUGGGCUGAUGUGCAAGAUGGCCGACCAAACACUCUUCUCUAUUGUGGAGUGGGCCCGCAGCAGCAUUUUCUUUCGUGAACUUAAGGUAAGUGUGAAUGAUCUGUUGCAGUGA
Molecule: messenger RNA, 1679 nt
Organism: Poecilia reticulata (guppy)
Lineage: Eukaryota; Metazoa; Chordata; Actinopteri; Cyprinodontiformes; Poeciliidae
Source: RefSeq, a predicted model, not a curated record